AGCUGUUGUAUUUUGUAUAGUCUACAUGAAAAUAAAAAAUUUUAUCAACAUUAAAUGUUUUAGAAGACUUUUUAACACCUCUAAAAUGGCAAAUAGUAGAUACGAAUAUGUAAAAUCUUAUGAGACUAAUGACGAAAUUUUAAAAAAUGUUUAUAUCGUCGCGCGUGUCGAUGGAAAGGCUUUUCACAAAUUUUGCACAAAACAUAAUUUCGAAAAGCCAAAUGAUCUUAAUGCGUUAAACUUAAUGAGUCAUGCAGCUAUUAAUGUUAUGAAAGAAUUCCGUGAUAUAAUUUUAGCUUAUGGUCAGAGUGAUGAAUAUUCUUUUGUAUUUCGUAAGGAAACAGAAAUUUAUAAUAGGCGUUCAUCAAAGUUGUUAUCAUAUGUUACAAGCAUUUUUUCAUCAGCAUACGUAUACAAUUGGGGAAAGUGGUUUCCAAAUCAAAAACUACUUUAUCCACCGUGUUUUGAUGGUAGAAUUGUUUUGUAUCCAUCAGAUAAAAAUUUAAGAGAUUAUUUAAGCUGGAGACAAGCUGACGUCCAUAUUAAUAAUUUGUACAAUACAGCAUUUUGGAAUUUAGUAUUAAAAUCAGGUCUUACAAAUGUAGAAGCAGAGGCGAGACUCAGAGGAACAUUUUCCGAUGAUAAAAAUGAAUUGUUAUUUUCUCAAUUUGGUAUAAAUUAUAACAAUGAAAAUCCAGUUUUUAGAAAAGGAACAAUUCUGUUGAGAAAAUAUGUUCAAAUAAAUGAAAACAUAAAAAGACAACUCAUUAUACCAUACUCUGAAGACAUGAUAAGAGAUCACUUUUGGAAAAAACAUGACGAAUUAUUAGGGAAAUACGUUCCAGGAGAAUAUGAAAUUUCUGGAGAUAAAGAAAUUGAACAAACAUCUUCAUUACUGAAGGUGCAAAUAGAAGAAAUUUUAGAAUCAAUACAAGCAAAGACGAAAAUUGAAUCUAUGAAUGUAAAAGUUAAUGAUUGAAAGUGUAAAUAAUUACAAAACAAUCACCUAUCAAGCUGAAAACUUGCAGAUUAUUCGCAUCUAUUGUAUAUAGAACAGUUAAGCCAAAUACAUAAAUAAUUUGCUAAUCUAAACUUGGAAUACUGGCAAAGUUAGCAUUACGUAAAAGAUUGGCGAAUAUAUACUUAAUGCUAAUUUCAUUUACAUGCAUUUUUACAUAAAAUGUAAACAUUCAAUAGCUCCUAAUUUUUAAAUAUACAUAUUUUAAAUUUUAUUUCCACCAAAAAUAAAUUUUACCUUAUUUUUG
Condylostylus longicornis is the source of this 1265-nucleotide messenger RNA. RefSeq names its product probable tRNA(His) guanylyltransferase (gene THG). The transcript has 2 exons. Gene Ontology annotation, biological process: tRNA modification. The record is from RefSeq and is a predicted model, not a curated record. Lineage: Eukaryota; Metazoa; Arthropoda; Insecta; Diptera; Dolichopodidae. The coding region runs from base 26 to 979 and encodes 317 amino acids. Gene Ontology annotation, molecular function: magnesium ion binding; tRNA guanylyltransferase activity.